This is a messenger RNA of Mugil cephalus (flathead mullet), 2949 nucleotides long. It is a transcript of the gene hspa4a, whose product is annotated as heat shock protein 4a. Gene Ontology annotation, molecular function: ATP binding; ATP-dependent protein folding chaperone. Gene Ontology annotation, biological process: protein folding. Gene Ontology annotation, cellular component: nucleus; cytosol. The transcript is spliced from 19 exons. Bases 220 to 2739 code for a protein of 839 amino acids. NCBI's taxonomy places the organism in Eukaryota, Metazoa, Chordata, Actinopteri, Mugiliformes, Mugilidae. The record is from RefSeq and is a predicted model, not a curated record.
CAGUUCCACACCACCUUGCAGCACAGAUCAGAGACGCCGGUAAUAGUCACCCUGUGGAUUAUGACAAGAAGUACCACUACUUAACACAGCGCAACAACUUUCUCCUGACGUUUACACCCUUUCAGAUCCGAAUUUUUGUUUUAUUUUUUUUUAUCUCCCCAACAGUUUUUACUGUAGACGACGCUAAAGAAGACAGAAAGACAGACGUAUUCGCUGAAGAUGUCAGUGGUGGGAUUUGACUUGGGCUUCCAAAGCUGCUAUGUAGCCGUAGCCCGAGCCGGCGGAAUCGAGACAAUCGCCAAUGAGUACAGCGACAGGUGUACACCGUCAUUUGUAUCAUUCGGACCCCGAAAUCGAUCUAUAGGAGCUGCCGCAAAGAGCCAGGUGGUGACUAAUUGUAAGAACACGGUUCAGGGCUUCAAGCGCUUCCAUGGCAGAGCCUUCUCGGACCCGUACGUCCAGGCCGCCAAGUCUCAUCUGGUGUACGACCUGGCACAGAUGCCCUCCGGGUCCACUGGUAUAAAAGUGAUGUACAUGGAGGAAGAGCGAGUGUUCAGCAUCGAGCAGGUCACCGGGAUGCUGCUGACCAAGCUGAAGGAGACGGCUGAAAGCACGCUGAAGAAACCGGUUGCAGACUGCGUCAUCUCGGUACCGAGCUAUUUCACUGACGCAGAGAGGAGGUCUGUCAUGGAAGCAGCUCAGAUCGCAGGCCUCAACUGUCUACGGCUAAUGAAUGAAACCACUGCAGUGACUCUCGCAUAUGGAAUCUACAAGCAGGACCUGCCGGCUCCGGAGGAGAAGCCCAGGAUAGUGGUGUUCGUGGACCUGGGCCACUCCGGUUACCAGGUGUCGGUUUGUGCCUUCAACAAGGGAAAGCUCAAGAUCCUGGCUACGGCGUUCGAUCCCGAGCUCGGCGGGAAGGACUUCGACGACAUCCUGGUCAACCACUUCUGCGAGGAGUUCGGGAAGAAGUACAAGCUGGACGUGAGGUCCAAGCCCAGAGCGCUGGUGCGCCUCUACCAGGAGUGCGAGAAGCUGAAGAAGCUGAUGAGCGCCAACUCCUCUGACCUGCCUCUCAACAUCGAGUGCUUCAUGAACGACAUCGACGUUUCCAGUAAACUCAACAGAGGCCAGUUUGAGGAGAUGUGUGCAGCGCUGCUGGCCAAAGUAGAGGGUCCCCUCCGCAGCGUCAUGGAACAAGCCAAGCUGAAGAAGGAAGACGUCUACGCGGUGGAGAUCGUGGGCGGCGCCUCCAGAAUCCCCUCCCUCAAAGAGCGGAUCAGCAAAUUCUUCGGCAAAGAGCUGAGCACCACCCUGAACGCGGACGAGGCCGUGGCCCGGGGCUGUGCUCUGCAGUGUGCGAUCCUGUCACCAGCUUUCAAAGUCAGAGAGUUCUCCAUAACGGAUGUCGUCCCGUAUCCCAUCUCCCUGAAAUGGAAUUCAGCUGCAGAGGAGGGACUGAGCGAUUGUGAGGUUUUCUCAAAGAAUCACGCAGCUCCUUUCUCCAAAGUACUGACCUUCUACAGGAAGGAGCCCUUCACCCUUGAAGCCUACUACAGCAGCCCCAAGGAGUUACCCUACCCCCAGACCACCAUAGGCCAGUUCCUGGUCCAGAACGUGGUUCCUCAGGCGUCCGGGGAAAGCGCCAAGGUGAAGGUGAAAGUUCGCGUCAACGUCCACGGCGUGUUCAGCGUCGCCGGCGCGUCGCUAGUAGAAGUCAUCAAAACAGCUGAGGGGGAGGAGCCGAUGGAGACGGACCAGACGGCGAAGGAGGAGGAGAACAAAAUGCAGGUGGACCAGGAGGAUCAGAAACUCCCGCCUGGUGACAACGGAGACAAGAAAUCAGAGGCCGAGGAAAUGGAGACGACGGCAGAAGAUGCCAAACAGGAGAAGAAGAACGACCAGCCUCCUCAGGCCAAGAAGCCCAAAGUGAAAACGAAGACGGUGGAGCUGCCCAUAGAGAACAAUCUGCACUGGCAGCUGUCCAGCGACGAACUGAAUGUGUUUGUGGAGAAUGAGGGGAAGAUGAUCAUGCAGGACAAACUGGAGAAGGAGAGAAACGACGCAAAGAACAACGUGGAGGAGUACGUGUACGAGAUGAGGGACAAGCUGCACGGCGUCCUGGAGAAGUUCGUGAAUGAAGCUGAUCGCGACGCGUUCUCAUUAAAACUGGAGGACACGGAGAACUGGCUGUACGACGACGGAGAGGACCAACAGAAACAAGUUUACAUCGACAAACUGGCUGAGCUGAAGAAACUCGGCCAGCCCAUCCACGAGAGGUACAUGGAGGCCGAGGAGAGACCGAGAGCCUUCGAGGAGCUCGGCAGACAGAUCCAGAUUUACAUGAAGAUCGUUGAGGCGUAUAAGGCAAAGGACGAGCUGUACGAUCACCUGGACGAGCUGGAGGUGACUCGGGUCAGCAAGCAGGUGAACGAGGCCAUGGUCUGGAUGAACAGCAAGAUGAACCAGCAGAACAACCAGGACCUCACGCUCGACCCAGUGGUCAAAGUCGGAGAGAUCCAGGCCAAGACUAAGGAGCUUUAUUCGGCCUGUAACCCGGUCGUGUCCAAACCCAAACCCAAAGUGGAGCCGCCGAAGGAGGAGGAGAAAACCGCGAACGGACCCGUCAACGGGCAGGAAGCAACGCAGACUCCACCGUGCAACCCCGACAAAGCAGCGUCCACGGGCUCGGAACAGGAAACGGCAGAGAACAAGCUGCCCGAGAUGGACAUUGACUAACUGUUCCUCCUCCCACUAAUCGUCCCGGUUCUGGUUCUGUCCUCCUUACGAGAUAGUUAUCGACCCCCGAGUAGCCUCUUCUCUUUUACCGGAGGCUCAGACGGCAGCAGCAUCUCUAAUCGAUACUAUUCCACGGGUCGGUCGGCCUCCUCGGCAUGUCAGUCACUUCUCAUUUUCUUUGACGAAUACUUCGAAAAAACAAAAACAAAA